Hippopotamus amphibius kiboko is the source of this 2424-nucleotide messenger RNA. RefSeq names its product corneodesmosin (gene CDSN). Gene Ontology annotation, molecular function: protein homodimerization activity. The coding region runs from base 2 to 1609 and encodes 535 amino acids. The record is from RefSeq and is a predicted model, not a curated record. Gene Ontology annotation, biological process: skin morphogenesis; cell-cell adhesion. NCBI's taxonomy places the organism in Eukaryota, Metazoa, Chordata, Mammalia, Artiodactyla, Hippopotamidae. The transcript has 2 exons.
AAUGUCCAGCCCUGGCAUAAAGGCCCUGGGUGUCCACGAGUCGUGUGUCACUCAGGAGGCCACGCAGUCCAAGAUGGGCUCUUCGCGAGCAUCCCGGAUAGGGCGUGUGGGAGGGCGAGGGAUGUUGGCAUUGCUGCUGGCCGGUCUCCUCCUGCAAGGGACCUUGGCUAAGAGCAUCGGGACAUUCGCAGACCCCUGCAAGGACCCCACGCAUAUCACCUCCCCCAGUGACCCCUGCCUCCUGGGGAAGGGGGGCUCCAGAAUUUCCAGAAGUUUCUUUUCAAGUUCCAGUGGCUCCAUUGGUGGCUCCAGUGGUGGCUCCAGUGGCGGCUCCAGUGGUGGCUCCAGCGGCGGCUCCAGUGGCUCCAGUGGUGCUUCCAGUGGCGGCUCCAGUGGUGUUGCCAGUGGCAGCUCCAGCAGUGGUUCCAGUGGUGUCUCCGGUGGAUCCAUUGUUGCCAGUGGUGGUUCUGCAGGAUCUUCAUUCAUUAAGCCAGGAGCAGGGUAUUCCCAGACAAGCUCCUCUGGAUAUAGCUAUAGUCUAGAAGAUGCAUCUAACUCCUUCCAGUCAGGAAGCACCGGCUCCCAGUUUGGAGAAGGCUCAAGCUCUUCUGUUUCUCAAACCAACUCAGUGUCCAGCAGCGGUGGCCAGAAGGUCAACACCAAGCUGCGCCCUUGUAGUUCCAACAUCCCUGAUUCUCCCUGCAGCGGCGGGCCCAUCGUCUCACACUCUGGCCCCUACAUCUCCCACUCCCACUCCGUGUCUGGGGGUAAAAAGCCUAUAGUGGUGGUGGUGGAGCAGCACGGCUCUGAUGGCCCUGGAGUGGGUCAAAGGGUUCCCUGUAGCAAUGGUGGCCAUCCAGGCAAGCCCUGCCCCCCCAUCACCUCUGUAGACAAAUAUGGCAGCUACGAGGUGGUGGGUGGCUCCUCCGACAAUUAUCUGGUCCCAGGCAUGACCUACAGUGGAGGCAAAAUCUACCCAGUGGGCUACUUCACCAAAGAGCAUGCCAUCAAAGGCUCCCCAGGGGUCCCCUCCUUUGCAGCUGGGCCCCCCAUCUCUGAGGGCAAAUACUUCUCUGGCAACCCCAUCAUCCCCAGCCACAGCUCUUCUAGUUCCAACAUCCACCAUUCGGGAGCUUCCUCGACCAUUGUGUUCCAGCCAGUAGGCUCUGGUGGGGUCCAGCCCUGUGGAUCUGGCAAUAAGGGGCCCUGCUCCUUCUCCAGCUCUGGAGUCCACAGCAGUUCUGGUUCAUCUUUCCAUCCCUGUGGCGGUGCUUCCCAGUGGCCCUGCUCCUCACCAGGCACUGGCUUCUCCAGUGGCAGCUCUAGCUCCCAAUCUGGUGGCAAAAUCAUCCUUCAGCCCUGCGGCAGCAAGCCCAGCUCUUCUGGUCACCCUUGCAUUUCUGUCUCCUACUCCACAUUGAGUAGGGGUCCAGCUGGCUCUCCCCAGCCUGACCCCUCAGCUGGUGCCAAGCCCUGUGGCUCUGGCAGCUCUGGAAAGAUCCCCUGCCGCUCCAUCCGGGACAUCCUAACCCAAGUGAAGCCUUUGGGGCCCCAGCUAGCUGACCCUGAAGUUUUCCUACCCCAGGGAGAGUUACCUAACAGUCCAUAAAGCAGAUUUUGUCUACACACACGGGCAGGCGUGCGCGUGCACGCACACACACACACACACACACACACACGCCAUCUCCCAGGUGGGAGAAGUCCAGGGGCCCAGCCAUGGGGAUAGCUCAGUUUCCUUCCACCCUCCCAAGAGAGCUGCUCUGCUUCCCUUAUUGCCCCAGUGUGGCAGACUCUCCCUUAUCACCUCUUCUUUCUUUACCUCCCCAAAUCGAAGGCUCCAAAUCCCUUUCUUCAUUCUCUCCUACUGUUUAGAUUCACACUGUACUGCAGUGUCCUCCCUGCCAGGUACCCACUCCCUAGAAUUUCCUCUGCCAUUUCUUUGAGAUGGUAUAGUCCAUUGGCUAAGCUUACCCAUUCGGAUUCUUGACUGGGAACCCCCUGAAAUGUCCUACAGUAACUGUGAUGCCUGGGCAAGUCAUCCUCUCCCCAUACCACCCUACUCCACCCCACCCCACCCCACCCUUUGCCAAAUAAAGCACAAUCCAAACAGUUAUUUGGAAAUAAUGACCAUGUUUCACUCAUUUUGCCACCUGGUCAACCAGGGUGAUAUGCUAUUGGGUUCUCACACUGCCAAUUCCACUCCUACCCUCCAUUAUAGAGCUCACCACACACUUUGUGAGUUCCCAACACUCCUCCUUGUCUCUUGAGGUCUCCACCUCAGUCCCCUUUCCUGGCUGCCACUUCCCUCAAUGCUCAGAUGCUUCCCUAUUUGUCGGAGACACCAGAGUAUCUGUGGAGGCUGGAGCAGGCUCCCUGCUCUCUCUGGGUCCUGGAAAGAUGUCUCAAUAAACUGUGUGAACUAGA